Funneliformis geosporum is the source of this 420-nucleotide messenger RNA. The record is from the annotation of a GenBank genome assembly. NCBI's taxonomy places the organism in Eukaryota, Fungi, Glomeromycota, Glomeromycetes, Glomerales, Glomeraceae.
AUGGACUCAAUAUCUUUAACCACUUUUGCUUUGGCAAUUCUUUAUACAACUGUUUCAGUUGCUUCAAUUCCUAUUAAAGCUGCCAUUGAAAACCCAUUAGAAAUGUUAAUUGACAGAAGAAGAAUAAAUAAUUAUAAAAUUUACUCGAAUGACAUUUCAUCCAACGCUGUCAUUAUACUUAGAAAAAGAAAUGCAAACGUUUCUGUUAAAGAUGAUGGCACUGAUGCUGAUGUAGUUACCACUACCGAUGCUUCUUUAAAUGUAAAUCUAUUAUUAAAAAAAUGUCAAGUUUCUAGUGAAGUGAAAGCAGAUGCAGAUUUCGUUGAUGUUGAGUCUGAUGAUUCAAAGGUUGAAAUCGAAGUUAAACCUGAUUUAAAUAAUGUCCAGGUUGAUAGUAAUACCAGUGUUGGGAAAAGCUGA